UCCAUCCAUCCAUCAGCUCGUCUUUUCCUGUAGGCGUUUCUGCAGCGAUCGGCUGCAAAGCAAAAGUCACGUGACUCGUACAGACUAACCAGGCUCGAAAUCGAAAGUUUCCUUCUAUUCGACUAAAUACAAUGUAAAGUUGACUGUUUUCAGCAUCGCAGCAGAAACCAGGAGACUUUUCAAGAUGAACGAUAAAACUAAGCGCUACAACCCGAGAGACUCUACAAUCCCACUAGUGGAUGAAGUGGAUCAGUUUGACUUUCUGUGUGAAGGGUUUGAUUCCCCAAGAGCCCGGAUGUCCUGCGGCCAUGUAGUGACCCCGACGUCCCUCACCAAGUGGUGCCAACAAUUGCUCAAACAGGGAAAACCCAGGUUUGAAUGCGGUCAGUUUGGCUGUCAUGCUGAGUGGUCUUAUCAGGAGGUUUGUAAAAUGGCCAUGUUGACCCCUGAAGAAAUGAAGACCUUUGAGACGACCUUGGCCCAGAAUGCUGCCCUCACAGAUCCUAACAGAAAGUUUUGUCCAGGCUGCAUGACUCCUGUGACCAGAGGGAGCAGCUUGAACCUCUAUGUCUGCUGCUCAGGUUGCUCAGCGAAGACGGGACGCAGCUUUGGGUUCUGCUGGCAGUGUCUGAGGGAGUGGAAAGGUCCACAGCCUCGAUCCGACCGCUGCGAAAACGACGACUGCCACAAUUCUGCCCUGAAGACGCUGAGAGAGUGUCCAGAAGUCCAAAUUAAGCUAGCAGGAGGAGUCAAAGGGUGUCCGUCGGUCCGUGCCUGUCCCACCUGCGGCUCACUGCUGCAGCACACUGGGAAAGGAUGCAAAGAUGUUUCAUGUCCCCGAUGUAAGAUGACGUUUUGUUUUGGCUGCCUAAAGUCUGCUUAUGAAUGUAUAACAGAUGACUUUGAUGUUUGCCCCAGUGGUAUUGCCCCCAGACAGACGUCCAUUCCUAUGUGGAAUGGACAAACUAUUCCACCUAGGAUGUCCAUUCCUAUGUUGAUUGAUCGUUCUCUUCCACAUCGUAUGUUGAUUGAUCGUCCUCUUCCACAUCGUAUGUUGAAUGAACGUCCUCGUCCACAUAGGGAUAAAUGUCAAUUCCAAUAAGGAAUAGACAUCUAUUCUAUUUUAUGUCCAUGAUGUGAUGCAUUUAUGAUGUUACAUCACAUCAUGAUGCUGUAUCACAUCAUAGCAGCUCAUGAUAGUGAUACAUGAGCUACCACUGUUUUUUUUCUACCUGCUUGUUCUUGCUACUCUUCUAUAAUCUUUAAAAUCCAACUUUUGCAACAAUUUGAACAAUCUUUGACCUUUGUUUACUACAAAGUACCUUCCAAAUAAAACUUGUCAUGUUGUGAAAUGUAUUAUUAUGAAACUACUACAGAUAAAACACCCGUUAAAGCAGUGGGCGCACCCCUAAGGGGGACGGAGUGCCAUUGCAGGGGCAGGAGGGAAUGGGGGGAAGCAGUCUGGAUGAAUGAAAAAAACAAUUACACAUAAGUGAUUCACUAUAAAGAUGCUUUGUAUUUUGUU
Molecule: messenger RNA, 1525 nt
Organism: Poeciliopsis prolifica (blackstripe livebearer)
Lineage: Eukaryota; Metazoa; Chordata; Actinopteri; Cyprinodontiformes; Poeciliidae
Product: E3 ubiquitin-protein ligase RNF144B-like
Exons: 4
Coding region: 185-1102 (305 amino acids)
Molecular function (GO): zinc ion binding
Source: RefSeq, a predicted model, not a curated record